Molecule: messenger RNA, 2037 nt
Organism: Lepus europaeus (European hare)
Lineage: Eukaryota; Metazoa; Chordata; Mammalia; Lagomorpha; Leporidae
Product: methionine aminopeptidase 1-like
Exons: 1
Coding region: 9-1169 (386 amino acids)
Biological process (GO): proteolysis
Molecular function (GO): metalloaminopeptidase activity
Source: RefSeq, a predicted model, not a curated record
CAAGCAGCAUGGCGGCCGUGGAGGCGCGCGUGUGCGAGACGGACGGCUGCAGCAGCGAGGCCAAGCUCCAGUGUCCCACCUGCAUCAAGCUGGGCAUUCAGGGCUCGUACUUCUGCUUGCAGGAAUGUUUUAAAGGAAGUUGGGCUACUCACAAGUUACUACAUAAGAAAGCAAAGGAUGAAAAGGCAAAGCGAGAACUGUCUUCCUGGUCUGUGGAGGGUGAUAUUAACACUGACCCAUGGGCAGGUUAUCGAUAUACUGGUAAACUCAGACCACACUAUCCACUGAUGCCAACAAGGCCAGUGCCAAGUUACAUUCAAAGGCCAGAUUAUGCUGAUCAUCCCCUAGGAAUGUCUGAAUCUGAACAGGCUCUUAAAGGUACUUCUCAAAUUAAAUUAUUCUCAUCUGAAGAUAUAGAAGGGAUGCGACUUGUGUGUAGGCUUGCUAGAGAAGUUUUGGACAUUGCUGCAGGGAUGAUCAAACCAGGUGUAACUACUGAAGAAACAGAUCAUGCUGUACAGUUAGCAUGCAUUGCAAGAAAUUGCUAUCCUUCUCCUCUGAAUUAUUAUAAUUUCCCAAAGUCUUGUUGUACCUCAGUGAAUGAAGUCAUCUGCCAUGGAAUUCCAGACAGAUGGCCCUUGCAAGAAGGUGAUAUUGUUAAUGUGGACAUUACUCUGUAUCGCAACGGUUAUCACGGGGACCUGAAUGAGACGUUUUUUGUUGGCGAUGUGGAUGAGGGAGCAUGGAAGCUUGUUCAGACCACGUACGAGUGUCUCAUGCAAGCCAUUGAUGCAGUGAAGCCUGGUGUUCGAUACAGAGAACUGGGAAACAUUAUUCAGAAACAUGCCCAAGCAAACGGGUUUUCAGUUGUUCGAAGCUACUGUGGGCAUGGGAUUCAUAAGCUUUUCCACACAGCCCCCAACGUCCCUCAUUAUGCCAAAAAUAAAGCAGUUGGAGUAAUGAAGUCGGGCCAUGUAUUUACGAUUGAGCCAAUGAUUUGUGAAGGUGGGUGGCAGGAUGAAACCUGGCUAGAUGGUUGGACCGCGGUGACGAGAGACGGAAAGCGGUCUGCUCAGUUCGAGCACACGCUGCUGGUCACGGACACUGGCUGUGAGAUCCUGACCCGGCGGCUCGACAGUGCGCGGCCUCACUUCAUGUCCCAAUUCUAGUUUCUCCUGCGUUGAGAAGAGACGUCUCCAUGUACCUUCUUACUGUACUGUGCAUUUUGUUGAGAGUACAGAAGGAAGAGGAAAUUUUUUAUGACUAGUUUUGUUUUGAUGAUAGAUAAGACUACAGCAUUUGCUAUGUGUCCUCAAGAACUUGUCUUGAGUCGGAACAGGCUGAGAAGAAUAAAGGAAACCUUGCUCAACUCAGUCCCUGCCCCCAUCUCUGCACACCUGUUUUCUCAUUUGCCCUUUGAGCACUUUUACUUAAACCUGCUUCUAGUUGCUUUUGUCACUGCCGCAAACCAGCCGUAAGGAGCCAGCUGCUUUCCAGGUGAAUGUUGAAGAUAAGCAUCCUUGGAACUUUAGCAGUUCUUUAGAUUUAUUUUGUAUUAUAUAUAUAUAUGGAAAUAUAUAUACAUUUUGAAUUCCAUAGACAUAAUUACGGAACACUAUGUGACCUGGGGUUUGUGCCGAUGCUGCUGACGGGGUUACUUGCUGUCGUCCGUGGACCCGUCCUUAGCAGUGAUCUGAUUCCUUCUUGGGAAUUGCCUCCCCCCUCCCAUGCUAAUUGUUUACCUGCGUUAUUGUGCAUAGGGAAGCACUCACUCAAUGCGACCAUCUCACCAGUGUGUACUGUGUGUGUGGCAGUACAUAAAUGUGGGAAAAGUCACUUUGGAAGAAGGUGUAUCAGGUUUUUUUGAGUCUAGUUUAUGGCAGAAAUGGCCAUGUGGCUGCACGACACGAGGAUUUUGUAAUACACUGCUUUUUCUGACCUCAGUUUUGUCAGAAAUGGGAGGGAAAAGCCUUCUUCCCCUCUAUUUGAUUUCAGAGGUAUGCCUUGGAGAUACUGAGAGGAGGGUGGAGGUUGCAC